AUGUCUCUCGCCAAUGGUCACUCGUCAGAAGCCGAUGCCGACGCCGACUUAUUGAAGCCCUCUCCCCAGCCGCAGCGAAGCGAGAGCGAUCUGUCCGAGACAAACGACAUUCCUACCACAACCUUAUCACCAGAUGCACCACAAGAUGGUGCACACUCGGACGAUGAUGCCAUUCACGACAUGGCAACCUCUGAGCUUGAUGAAGAUGAGGAUGCACCGGGCGAGGAGGACGCAGACUUCGACGAAGUAACGCCUCCGCCGGAGCAGGCUGACGCGGCUCACAAUGCAGCCUCGUCGUCUGAGUCCAGUUCAAGAUCAGGGAAGCGAAAGGCCGACGUUGAUGAUGAAGAGUAUAUGAAACAGAAUCCAGAGCUCUAUGGUCUGAGACGCAGCGGCCGCGCCAAACCUGCUCGGCGAGUGAUCGAUAGUUCCGAUGAAGAAGAAGACGACGAAGACGAAGUCAACACCGGCCGACGGCGGAAACGCCAAAAGAUUACUGGUGGUCGUCCUGCUUCCGCUCGUGAUGAUCGAGAGUCGUCUCGACCUGCCUCGGCCUCAGGUUCAGAGUCCGAAGAAGAUGACACCUACGGAGGCCAGCGCGGCCGCACCUUCGCCAAAAAGCAACGACAAAAGAUGCAGGCCAUUGCCUCUGGUAGUGGUACGCCUCAGUUGAGUGAGGUCCGCUUCUCGACUCGUCGCGCUGCAAAGGUCACCAACUACAAUGAAGAAGAGGACCUUGGCCUCAGUGACGAAGAGGACACGGAGAACAUGACUCCCAAUUACUGGACCUACACCGAAGAGAACACCGCUGCCAUCGACCAAGUGCUCAACCACAGGCUCAAGGAGGGUGCAGACCCUUCAGAUCCUGGCAAGCAAGACUACGAAUUCUACAUCAAAUGGCAAGGCCAAGCACACUAUCACGCAACAUGGCAUCCAUGGGCCGACCUCACAACCUACCGUGGAUUUCGGCGACUCGAGAACUACUUCCGCAAGGUCGUCAAGGCAGAGCUUGAGAUGAAGCAGGAUCCCGAUUUCCCGGCAGAAGAGAAAGAGCGAUGGAAUCUGGAUCGUGAAUCAUACCUAGACUCGCUCAAUGACUACACUCAAGUCGAGCGUGUCAUCGGUUCAAGAGAGAGCGAAGAGGGUACAGAAUACUUUGUCAAGUGGAAGGCCCUCUUCUACGACUCUUGCACUUGGGAGACUGCGGCACUUGUCAGCGAGGUGGCCCAGACUGAGAUCGAUCGCUACCUCGAUCGUUCUGCCAGGCUGCCGGUCUCGGACAAGAACGAAUCCAACCUCAACACCAGAGCACCCUACAAGCCGUUCCGACAUCAGCCUGACUACAUCAAAGGCGGCCAACUUCGAGAGUUCCAAAUACACGGCCUCAACUUCCUUGCACAUCACUGGUGCAAAGGCAACAACGUCAUUCUCGCAGAUGAGAUGGGUCUCGGCAAGACUGUACAGACCGUGUCCUUCAUGGACUGGCUCAAAAACGAUCGUCGUCAGCAAGGACCAUUCAUUGUUGUGGUGCCCCUGUCGACCAUGCCCGCUUGGGCGGACACCUUUAACCACUGGACUCCCGAUAUGAACUACGUUGUGUACAACGGCAACGAAGCAGCUCGCAAGAUCAUCCGUGAGUACGAGCUCCUUGUCGAUGGUAACACAAAGAAGGUCAAGUUCAACGUGCUCCUCACGACCUACGAGUACAUUCUAGCGGACUCGACCUUCCUAUCACAGCUCAAGUGGCAAUUCAUGGCUGUCGACGAGGCCCACCGUCUGAAGAACCGCGAGUCUCAGCUCUACGCCAAAUUGAUGGAUUUUGGCGCCCCAAGCAGACUGUUAAUCACUGGAACCCCCAUGCAGAACACCUUGAGCGAGCUGUCGGCCUUGAUGGACUUCCUCAUGCCUGGCAAGAUCCACGUCGAGGAGAACAUCGACUUGACCUCAGAGCAUGCCAGCAAGAAGCUCGAGGAGCUCACCAGCGCCAUCUCGCCGUACAUGAUCCGCCGUACCAAGCAGAAGGUCGAGAACGACUUGCCACCAAAGACUGAGAAGAUCAUCCGUGUCGAACUUUCCGACGUGCAGCUGGAGUACUACAAGAACAUUCUCACUCGCAAUUACGCCGCAUUGAAUGCUGGCCCCAGAGCCCAGAAAACAUCACUGCUCAACAUCAUGAUGGAGCUGAAGAAAGCCAGCAACCAUCCGUUCAUGUUUCCCAAUGCAGAAGACCGCAUCUUGGGUGACAACGCAAAGCGCGAGGAGCAGCUCAAGGCCCUCAUUACCUCCAGUGGCAAGAUGAUGCUCAUUGAUCAACUGCUCACCAAGAUGAAAAAGGAUGGCCACCGUGUUCUCAUCUUCAGCCAAAUGGUGAAGAUGCUGGAUAUCUUGGGCGAUUACUUGACCCUUCGUGGCUACCAAUUUCAAAGACUUGACGGCACAAUCGCGGCAGGCCCAAGACGUAUGGCCAUUGAUCACUUCAAUGCCCCCGACAGCCAGGACUUCUGUUUCCUCCUGUCCACUCGUGCGGGUGGUCUCGGCAUCAACCUGAUGACUGCGGACACCGUCAUCCUUUUCGACUCAGACUGGAACCCACAGGCUGAUCUCCAAGCCAUGGCACGAGCUCAUCGUAUCGGUCAGAAGAAUCCAGUCACCAUCUACCGACUGGUCUCCAAAGACACGGUCGAAGAGGAGGUGCUUGAACGAGCGCGCAACAAGCUCAUGCUGGAGUUCAUCACAAUCCAACGCGGCGUGACAGACAAAGAUGCCCGUGAGUUGGGCGACAGGAUGGCCAGGGUGGGCGCCAACUCCAUUGAGCCAACUUCUUCGGAUGACAUCUCUCGCAUUCUCAAGAAGCGUGGUCAAAGGAUGUUUGAGCAAUCAGGCAAUCAGCGCAAGCUUGAAGAAUUGGAUAUUGACGCUGUGCUCGAAAACGCAGAAGAACACAAGACCGAGCAGCCAGAAGGCAUGACCACCGACGGUGGCGAGGAGUUCCUGCGAAGUUUCGAGUACACCGACGUCAAGAUCGAUCUCGAGUGGGAUGAUAUCAUUCCAAAGCAUGAGCUCGACAAGAUCAAGGAGGAAGAGCUUAAGAAGCAGGAACAAGACUACCUUGACAGCAUGAUCGAGCAAAACGCGCCGCGGAAGCGAAAGGCUGCCAACGACGACAGUCGAGAACAGCGAGCUGCAAAGAAACGGGCCCGUGACAUGAUGCCCGCCGAAGAGAUCGACUCUGGUGACGACGAGUCGGAUCACGGCGCAGACCCGAGGCGGCCGUUGGGCGAGAAAGAGUGCCGGCACCUCAUCCGCGCCUACGAACGGUUUGGUGCGAUCGAAGAAAAGGAAGAGGAGAUCAUCAAGGAGGCUCGGCUCACUGGACGCGAUGCCGAAGUCGUCAGGACUACACUCCAGGACAUCAUCGACACCGCCAUUCGCCUGCAAAAGGAGCACGCCGACCACCUGGCCGAAAUAGAGCGUACCACCAACAAGGCAGUGACCAAAAAGGAGAAGAAGGCUGUCCUCUUCGACUUCCGCGGGGUCAAGCGAUUGAAUGCGCAGACGCUCACAGAGCGGCCAGAAGAGAUGCGCAUGGUCCGUAAUGUUGUCGACGGCAUGUCCGACUGGAGGAACUUCCGAAUUCCAGAGGCCUCCAAGCCUGCUUCAUACACCUGCGAUUGGGGUGCAAAGGAGGACGGCAUGCUUUGCGUUGGAAUCGCAAGACACGGCUAUGGCGCCUGGGUACCUAUUCGUGAUGAUCCCGAUCUUGGUUUGACAGACAAGUUCUACCUCGAAGAACAUCGGGUCGGUGCCAAAGAGGAACGAAACAAAGGUGGCGAAGACAGCAAAGUGGCCAAGUCCCCGGGCGCCGUCCAUUUGGUGCGUCGUGCCAACUACCUGAUCAGUGUGUUGAAGGACAAGACUAGCAACGGCACCAACGCCGCGGCCAAGAAGGCACUGGAGAACCAUCACCGCAACAAUCGCAAGCACCUCGGGCAAUUCCACGGACGCAUGGCAACACCAAAUCACGGCAGUCCAGGACCUAACAGCCACCGGAAACUGCACAGUGGUGAUGGUCGACACAUGCACCAGUCCGACAUUCGCAACAGCAUGGACCGUCGGAUGGGCCAUGGGUCUCCAAACGGACAUCGGAGACUGGGUGAGGGCUCGGGCAAGCACCGUCCUUCUGAAGAACGCAGACCACAGCACCAGCGUCACGGCAGCUCGCCGAUGAACGUCAACGGCGCUACGUCGAAGCCGCUGUCAGAGGCUCAACAGCGGGCCCAGAAGAUCUUGGAUCCCAUCAGUGCUACGUUGAUCAAGGUUUCAGGCGCUACGAAGAAGCGGAUACCGGAUGACGACGCUCGGUUGAAGUUGAUCAAGCAAGGUCUCGUGGCUAUUGGCAACCAUAUCAACACGCAGGUCCGCCAACGCGCUCAAGACUCUCUGGAAGAUCAACUCUGGGAGUAUGUCUCUGAACAUCACUGGCCACAGUCGAAGUCGAAUGACAAGCGCGUGUCUGGCAAUAAGCUUCGAGACAUGUACAAGAAGAUAUCCGGCAAGGACAGCGGCGCAGGCCCCAAACCAACAGCCAUCAAGACCGAGCCGGCGAAGACUGCGCCAGACACGACCGAAUUGAAGAAGGAGAAUGCCACACCGGAGGCAGCCAAGGAAUCCUCUGAGCUCAAGGAAGAGCCCAAAGUAGAACCAUUGUCCGACUCCAAGCAAGAGAGUGAGGACGUCACUGUCAAGGAUGGGCAGUAG
Zasmidium cellare ATCC 36951 is the source of this 4758-nucleotide messenger RNA. RefSeq lists its product as uncharacterized. The transcript is spliced from 7 exons. Bases 1 to 4758 code for a protein of 1585 amino acids. Gene Ontology annotation, cellular component: chromatin; nucleus. NCBI's taxonomy places the organism in Eukaryota, Fungi, Ascomycota, Dothideomycetes, Mycosphaerellales, Mycosphaerellaceae. Gene Ontology annotation, molecular function: DNA binding; ATP-dependent chromatin remodeler activity; ATP hydrolysis activity. The record is from RefSeq and is a predicted model, not a curated record. Gene Ontology annotation, biological process: nucleosome organization; regulation of transcription by RNA polymerase II.